This is a messenger RNA of Stegostoma tigrinum, 1611 nucleotides long. RefSeq names its product MFSD2 lysolipid transporter B, sphingolipid (gene mfsd2b). The transcript is spliced from 13 exons. Gene Ontology annotation, molecular function: sphingolipid intramembrane carrier activity; symporter activity. Bases 1 to 1611 code for a protein of 536 amino acids. The record is from RefSeq and is a predicted model, not a curated record. Gene Ontology annotation, cellular component: membrane. Gene Ontology annotation, biological process: carbohydrate transport. Lineage: Eukaryota; Metazoa; Chordata; Chondrichthyes; Orectolobiformes; Stegostomatidae.
AUGGACAACGUGCCCAGCCCAUCACAGCCAAUCCGGGCUGGUCAGUGCCUCAAUGCUGAGGAUGUUGGCCUGGUCAAGGAUGCUGGUAUUGGUGCAUCUAUCUUCCUAAUGAAUUUGCAAGAUCUUGAAAAGGCAACAUUGCUGGAUGAAGAAACAAGGAAAUUGACCAUUUGUAGCAAGUUAUCCUUUGGAACUGGAGGUGUUCCAUAUGAGAUGGUUAGAAGUAUUUUAGGAUUCUUCCUGCAAAUCUUUCUACUUGAUGUUGCACAGAUAGCUCCAUUUUAUACUUCUUUCAUAUUGUUCUUUGGAAAAGCUUGGGAUGCUAUCACUGACCCAGCUAUUGGAUAUUUAAUCAGCAAAAGUAAAUGGACAAAGAUUGGGAGAUUAAUGCCAUGGAUAAUUGGAUCUGCUCCUUUUGCAGUUCUGUCCUACGUGCUUCUUUGGUAUGUACCACCACGUGGAAGAUGGAGCUUCUUGUGGUACAUAUUCUUCUAUGGUCUGUUCUGUACUCUGCUCACAUGUUUCCACGUGCCAUACUCAACUCUUACUAUGUUUCUGAGCAGUGACCAGAAGGAGAGAGAUAGUGCAACUGCCUUCCGUAUGACAAUGGAAGCCUUUGGAACAGUGGUUGGAGUUGCUAUUGAGGGGCAGAUUGUAGCAGAGAAUCAUGUCUCCUAUCAUUGCAUUCAACAUAACAUGUCAUCAUAUUUCGUGGUUAACUCCACGGGUAUAAGCAAAUUGUUCAAUGGCAACACCAGUAAUCAGCAGACACCAGAGUCACUCUCUCACAUGAGGAACUCAUACGUGAUCGCGAGUGGUGCCAUCGGUGGUAUUUAUAUCCUUUGUAUGAUUAUUCUGUUUUUUGGUGUGAGAGAGAGAGAUGACCCCUAUACUGAGAAGUCAGGAAAACCAAUUCCUUUUCUGAAAGGAAUCAAACUUGUGUUGAGAUACAGCCCUUACUUGAAGCUGACAACAUCUUUCCUCUUCACAGGCAUGGCUAUUCAGAUUGUAGAGGGGAACUUUGCUCUGUUUUGCACUUAUGCUGCUGAUCUUCGACACCAUUAUCAAAACAUUGUACUUGUGAUUCUGAUAACUGCUGUGAUGAUUGUUCCUUUUUGGCAAUGUUUUCUGCAGAGAUUUGGGAAGAAAACUGCUGUUUACUUUGGUAGUAGUUGGUUAAUUCCAUUUUUAUGCUUGAUGGCUUCUUUUCCAAACAAUCUCAUUGUGGCCUAUGUGGCAGCAGUUUCCUCUGGUCUGAGUAUUGCUUCAUUUUUUCUGUUACCAUGGUCUAUGCUGCCUGAUGUUAUUGAUGCUUUUAGACUUGAAAACCCACACGUAAAGGGACUGGAAACUAUAUUCUGCUCAUUCUAUGUCUUCUUCGCCAAGUUGUCUAAUGGAGUUUCUUUGGGAUUCUCUGCACUUAGCCUUCAUUUUGCAGGCUAUGCAGCUGGAGAAUGUUUCCAGCCCCAGUCUGUGACUUUCACCCUAAAAAUACUACUGUCAGCAGUGCCCACGGGACUGAUUAUCAUUGGGUUAAUGAUAUUCCGGUUUUACCCAAUAACAGAAGACAUCCGAGUAAGAAAUGAGUUGGCACUCCAAGAGCUAAGGUAG